This is a messenger RNA of Cinclus cinclus, 3471 nucleotides long. RefSeq names its product zinc finger protein 384 (gene ZNF384). Gene Ontology annotation, molecular function: DNA-binding transcription activator activity, RNA polymerase II-specific; RNA polymerase II cis-regulatory region sequence-specific DNA binding. The transcript has 9 exons. The record is from RefSeq and is a predicted model, not a curated record. The coding region runs from base 122 to 1726 and encodes 534 amino acids. Gene Ontology annotation, cellular component: nucleus. Gene Ontology annotation, biological process: regulation of transcription by RNA polymerase II. Lineage: Eukaryota; Metazoa; Chordata; Aves; Passeriformes; Cinclidae.
CUGUCUGAUACUAGACUGGUGAAUAGGAAGAAGGUCCCAUCUCUGGCCUGUUUGUGGAAGCUGGGAUGAUGAAGGCCCUGCAGUGGGAACGUGCUGUGGUACAGGGUUGAAGCUCCAGCCCAUGUCUGGUAGUUAUAGAGCAAUUGGAAGGGUUACGUGCAGAGUUCUGGUAAAGAUGGAAGAAUCUCAUUUCAACUCCUCCCCGUACUUCUGGCCAGCAGUGCCCACCGUCUCGGGACAGAUUGAGAACACCAUGUUCAUUAACAAGAUGAAGGAGCAGCUGUUGCCCACAGAGAAGGGCUGCAGUCUGGCUCCCCCCCACUACCCUGCCUUGCUGACAGUCCCCACCUCUGUGGCCCUGCCCACUGGUAUCUCCAUGGACUCAGACACCAAGUCAGAGCAGCUGACACCACACAGCCAAGCCCCUGUGACUCAGAACAUCACUGUGGUACCAGUGCAGUCUGCUGGGCUCAUGACAGCAGGUCCUGGUCUGGUGAUAACUUCCCCAUCAGGUUCUCUGGUGACCACAGCCGCCUCUGCCCAAACCUUUCCCAUCUCAGCUCCCAUGAUUGUCUCUGCGCUACCCCCUGGCUCCCAGGCAGCCCUGCAGGUGGUUCCAGACCUGUCUAAGAAAGGGACAACCACCCUCACUGAAGGUGGUGGGGCUGGGGGAGUUGCCCCCAAACCACCCCGAGGCCGGAAGAAGAAACGAUUGCAGGAGUCAGGGCUGCCAGAGAUGAGUGACCCCUUUGUGCUGACAAACGAGGAUGAUGAGGACCAGCACAAGGAUGGCAAGACAUACAGGUGCCGGAUGUGUUCGCUGACCUUCUACUCCAAGUCGGAGAUGCAGAUCCACUCCAAGUCCCAUACGGAGACAAAGCCACACAAGUGUCCUCACUGCUCCAAGAGCUUCGCCAACAGCUCCUACCUGGCCCAGCACAUUCGUAUCCACUCAGGGGCCAAGCCCUACACGUGCAGCUACUGCCAGAAGGCCUUCCGCCAGCUCUCCCACCUGCAGCAGCACACACGGAUCCACUCCAAGCUCCACACGGCGAUUGUCAAGCCGCACAAGUGUCCUCACUGCUCCAAGAGCUUCGCCAACACAUCCUACCUGGCCCAGCACCUCCGCAUCCACUCGGGGGCCAAGCCCUACACCUGCCGCUACUGCCAGAAGGCCUUCCGCCAGCUCUCCCACCUGCAGCAGCACACACGUAUCCACACCGGGGACCGACCCUACAAAUGUGCUCACCCUGGGUGUGAAAAGGCUUUCACCCAGCUUUCCAACUUGCAGUCCCACAGACGGCAGCACAACAAAGACAAACCUUUCAAGUGCCACAACUGCCACCGUGCAUACACGGAUGCUGCCUCUCUGGAGGUACACCUGGCUACGCACACGGUGAAACACGCCAAGGUCUACACCUGCUCCAUCUGCAGCCGGGCCUAUACCUCGGAGACGUACCUGAUGAAGCACAUGCGGAAACACAACAUCCCUGACCCACAGCAGCAGGUGGUUCAGGCACAAGCCCAGGCCUCGCAGCAGCAGCAGCACUUCCAGCCACAGGGCGGGGGGGCAGCAGGGGGCCCUUCUGGAGACACUAACCAACCCAACCCUCCCCCCCAGUGCUCCUUUGACCUGACUCCUUACAAGACUUCAGAGCAUCACAAGGACAUCUGCCUCACUGUCAGCACCAGCGCCAUCCAAGUGGAGCACCUCUCCAGCUCCUAGAGAGACCUCAGCCCAGGGAGCCGAACGCCUCUUGUGCAUAGCCUGUGCCAGGGGCACCGCUUGUGCAGCGGCCCUCCUCAUGCAACAGUUUCCGGCCUCUCUUCCUGCAACAGCCUGUUCUGGCCGUGUAACCCUGUUCAUGGCAGUCCCUUGAACAACAGCCUGUCUCAAGGGGGUGCUCCUUCUGUGCAACAGCCUGCCUGGUAGGAGGAUGCUUCCUUGUGCAAGAGCCCCUUUCCUGUGCUGGGAUCACUUCCUCAUGCAAGAGCCCCUCCUUUGAAACCCAAAGAAAGGCCCCUGUUUUGCCUUCUCUCUCACUGUAGGAUGUGUACGAAGCGGGGUUGCGUGUUGAGACACACAUGGUGGAUAGGAUGGAGAGAUGACCCUUGUACGUACAGGGGCUUGGACACGUGUUUUUAGUAGGCCACGGAAGAACGUGGCAGGGUUGAGAGCUGGAUGGGGUUCUUUGAGGAUUGCCUUGAGUGUCUAAGAGAGAAAUAUCCAUUCUUGUCCCUCCUGCUUGUGAAAGGAGGGGGGGGGGGUAGGGGGGUCACUUGUCCUGUCCCAAGGACUGGAUGGGAGAAACCUCCCCAGUGGAAAGUGAGACCAUUGGAGGGAGGAGAAGUGAGGCAUGUUCUCUGGGAUGGACAGGUGCCUACACUGCUUAAGGGCUGUGGAGUAUUGCAUUCUUUCUCCUCCCCUGGUGGAGAGCAAUAGAGAGGAGUCUGUCUGAACUGACUGCUGCCUCUCUCUCCCAGCUGUCUGAGCAGCACGAUGGCCCUGUAGGAAUGUGGGUUCCUGCUCAUGGCUCUUUCCUGCCUGUUGUGGAUGAUAUCCUAGCAGCAUGUACGCCUCCUCCUCUCCCUCCUGCUUUUCCCCCCACCCCCUCAGAAAAGGCUGCAGGCAUCAACAACAAACCAAAAAGCAACCGGGGGGAGGGUAAGAGACUGCCAAAAUAAUCAUCACCCUUCUCCCUAUUCCCUUUCCUGAAAGGCGGAAUGACAGCAGUUCUGACACUCACAUACCUGUCCUGCCCCCAGUUUCCCAAAGGGAAAGAGGAGGAGGAAUAGACCAGUCUUUCCAAGGAGCUGGCAGGAGGCAGGGAAAGGCUAGCUUCUCCUGCUCAUCUCCUGCCAGAGUGCUCUCCCAGGCUCCCUCUUGCCAAGACGGGCUGGACUCACAUGGCAGUGGUGGCCUCUUCUGGACCCUGGUCAUGGGAGAGAAUCCCCAAAAGGUGGACAGUGGAGAGAAGGGGAUGAAGAUCCCCACAGAGAGACCAAUCUAAUGAGAAGGGGGAGCCAACAAGAAUAAACUGAAGGCCCCUUGAAUUUAUAUAUAUAUAUAUAUAUAUAUAAAUAUCUAUUCCCCACCCCUGGCCCGCUCUGUCCUUGCUGUAACUGUUUCUAUCUCUGUGUUUAUAAAACGCAUUAUCCUGGCGAAUUUUUAUUUUCAAUCUUCGUUUGUUUUUCCCUUUCUCUUCGUCUUCAAUUCUCCUUCCUCUGUUGUUUUUUUUAAUUGGUCCACAUGACUGCUAGUCUUGUGUGUUACUUGUUAGUUUCUUUGGAUCAUGGAGGCUGACUUGGAAGAGAAUGAGAAGGCAAGGGAAAAGCAUGUGUUGUUGGGUUUUAAAAUCAGUCACCCACCCAAAGCCUACAGAAUCCCAGACUUCUGUAUGAACAACCAAUAGGGGCUACUCUUUUAUUUUUUUUAACCACCCUGUAUAGAAAUAAAUUGGUGUAAAAGGC